UUUCCAUAUUCCCAAAUCUCAACUCAAUUGAUCUCUUCUUUUCUUCUCUGAGCACAUAAAUCGAAAAUUCGACGAAUCCGAAGUUGAUGAAAAUGAUCAGAAGACCGAUCGUCGACGGUGGAUACGUGUACGCCGAGGAGAAGCAUCUCACCGUCCGGAAGACCUCCCUUUUCUUCGCCGGCGACGGCUUCUCCGCCUACGAUUGCGCCGGCCGGCUCGUCUUCCGGGUUGACACUUACGGCCCCGAUGCCCGUGACCGGAGCGAAGUUGUCCUCAUGGACGCCGCCGGGAAAUGCCUCCUCACCGUCCGCCGGAAGAGGCCGAGUCUGCACAACCGGUGGGAGGGGUAUAAAGGGGAGAGGGCGGAGGGGCAGAAGCCGAUCUUCAGCGUGCGGCGGUCGUCGAUAAUCGGACGGUCGAGCGUGACGGUGGAGGUGUACAACAACCCAAGCGAAGAGUACACCAUCGAAGGGUCGUUCGCGCACCGGAGCUGCGCGAUAUACGGCGCCGACAAGGAACGUGUGGCGGAGAUUCGCCGGAAGGUGGACUUGUCGGCCAAUGUGGUGCUCGGUAAGGACGUGUUCUCGCUCGCACUCAAUCCCGGCUUCGAUGGGGCCUUCGCCAUGGGCUUGGUUCUCGUGCUGGACCAAAUCGACGGGGCCGAUUAUUUCAAUAACGAUGGGCCUGAUUCCCGGGUCAACGCGGAGCCCACCUUUGGUGAGACCACUAUUUCUCUUUAGUCAAAUACUCUCAAAAAAGAAUUUUCUUUUACACUACUUCGCUGAAUUUGAACACCUUUUUAUUGAACUUUAAUAUCGUGUGCUAAUAUAUUUUCGUCAUUUCU
Cuscuta campestris is the source of this 844-nucleotide messenger RNA. Lineage: Eukaryota; Viridiplantae; Streptophyta; Magnoliopsida; Solanales; Convolvulaceae. The record is from the annotation of a GenBank genome assembly.